This is a messenger RNA of Desarmillaria tabescens, 1551 nucleotides long. RefSeq names its product carboxylesterase. Lineage: Eukaryota; Fungi; Basidiomycota; Agaricomycetes; Agaricales; Physalacriaceae. The coding region runs from base 1 to 1551 and encodes 516 amino acids. The transcript is spliced from 10 exons. The record is from RefSeq and is a predicted model, not a curated record. Gene Ontology annotation, molecular function: serine hydrolase activity.
AUGUCGUCGAUCCCCAACAAACAUCUACACGAUGAACUCGCUACUAACACCGAGAGAAUUACAGUUACAACCAGGUUCGGAAAUGUCACUGGCGGAAGAGCAAGCAAUGGUGCUGCUGUAUGGUUAGAAGUGCCUUUCGCGUUACCACCUACACGGUUUGCCGAUCCCGUUCCCUUACCCGACGGAUGGAAAUACGAGGAAGGAAAGGAAUACCUAACAGAGUCAAACUUCGCAGCGCAACCUACGAACAACGGACAGCGCGGAGAUACUCCCCAGGAAGACGUAGUGGGCUUCGGAAAUCCCACGGAGGACCCUCUUUUCGUGACCAUCGCAGCACCACCUUCUUUUCCCGAAAGACGCGGAUUCCCAGUCAAAGUCUUCGUUCACGGAGGAUUCCUACAAUUCGGUUCCCCGCAUGGCUUGAAAAGCCAAAACCAGUUCAUCUCCGCCGAACGCUCCGAGGUUUGGGUUAACAUGGGAUAUCGAGUUUCUGCGUUUGGGUUCUUAGCGUGUGAAGCUCCUGGUGUCAACUUGAAAGGAAAUUAUGGCUUCAAAGACCAAUGGGUCGCGAUCCUGUGGGUCAAAGACAAUAUCGAGGCGUUCGGAGGAAACCCAAACGACAUCCAGAUUUCAGGCCUCUCUGCAGGGGCGCACUCCGUGCAUCAAAUCCUUCACUACGCUUCCCAUCUUCCCAAAGGAGUCAACGCGCCAUUCCAUUCCGCUAUCCUUCAAUCCAACGCCAUCAUCGCAACCCCCAAGACCCCAGCCGAACUACGACCCCAAUUUGACGCGCUGUGCCGUGCGCUAGGUCUCGACCCUAGAGACCCGGACAUUCUGAAAACACUUCAAACAGACGUUGUCGGCACGGAAUUCGGCACGUUCCGUGGAUGUGUCGAUAACGACUGGAUGCUCUCGACGCCCGACACGAUGGAAUGGCAGCGUUCCGGUGGAUUUGCCGCCGCAUUGAAGGAGAAGGGUGUCAAAUGUGUCGUUGUGGGAGAGACGAGAGAGGAGUGGUACCUCUACUCGAUCGCGCAUCCUGUGAAGACUUUGGUUGACGUCCAGAAGAAUCUCGAGCGAUAUUACGAUAAAGCCAUAGUGGAGGAUAUUUUGCAUAUGUAUCCCCCACCUGAGAAGGAGGAAGAGAUACAGAAGUAUUAUGGGGACAUCUUCAGUGACUGGCAGGUUUAUUUGCCCGUGAGGAUUCUGGCGAAAGAUUUAUUGAAUGCUGGGUAUCCUGCGUUGAGGUACCAGAUCCUGUGGGUACCGGAGCAAUGCAAGAAUACUGGUUAUGUUACCCACGGUGUUGACAGGGUUUAUUGGGCGUUUCGCCUCCCGAUGUUGUACGCAGAAAAAGACGUUGCGAUCGCGAGGAAAUGGCUGGAAACCGUAUUUAGCGAGAUCAAUAUGCUGCAGGACGAAGGAAAGAGCUCACGCGGACCCAGGGAAGUGUUGGCUCUGAAAGAGGAUAAGACGAUAGGAUGGAUCGAGGAUGCAGUCUGGGAAGAGAAGAUGCGGCUGUGUAAGAUUUUGCCUGAGAGGAGUUCAUAG